Messenger RNA from Rhipicephalus sanguineus (brown dog tick), 2564 nucleotides. Its product is annotated as receptor of activated protein C kinase 1. NCBI's taxonomy places the organism in Eukaryota, Metazoa, Arthropoda, Arachnida, Ixodida, Ixodidae. Gene Ontology annotation, cellular component: nucleus; cytosol. The coding region runs from base 101 to 1054 and encodes 317 amino acids. The record is from RefSeq and is a predicted model, not a curated record. Gene Ontology annotation, molecular function: translation regulator activity; protein kinase C binding; ribosome binding. Gene Ontology annotation, biological process: positive regulation of protein phosphorylation; rescue of stalled cytosolic ribosome. The transcript is spliced from 7 exons.
CGCCGUCGCGCAUGUGGUCACGCGCUCCUUAAGUAACGCAUAACGCAGUGUGCAAAUUUCUCGACUUACCGCAUUGAGACCGUUGAAUUCGUGAGAAGUCAUGACUGAGCAACUACAUUUGAGAGGCACUCUUCGGGGUCAUAACGGCUGGGUAACACAAAUCGCGUGUAACCCGAAGUUUCCCGAUACGAUCCUUUCAUCGUCCCGAGAUAAAACAUUGAUCUUAUGGAAGCUUACCCGUGACGACAUCAAUUACGGUGUCCCCAGAAAGCGCUUGAAAGGGCAUGGGCAUUUCGUCACUGACGUUGUGAUGUCCUGUGACGGCCAGUAUGCUCUAUCCAGCUCGUGGGAUAAAACACUGCGGCUUUGGGAUCUGUGCGAGGGAACUGCCACCCGUCGAUUCGAAGGUCAUGACAAGGAUGUUCUGAGUACUGCGUUUUCGGCAGACAAUCGGCAGAUCGUGUCAGGAUCACGAGAUAAAACGAUCAAACUGUGGAAUACUCUAGCGGAGUGCAAGUACACCAUCAAGGACAACCAGCAUGAAGAUUGGGUGUCAUGUGUACGCUUCUCGCCCACGCCUGGUGACCCAACAGUGGUCUCCUGUGGCUGGGACUGGAAAGUAAAGGUGUGGAAUUUAUCCAACUGUAGGAUGCGGGCUGAGUACAGCCACUCUGGGUACCUCAAUACUGUCACUGUGUCUCCAGAUGGGACACUCUGUGCAUCUGGUGGCAAGGAUUGCAAAGCCAACCUGUGGGACUUGGAGAAGAGUGAGCUCAAGUGUGUUCGUGAAAACCAAGACAUCAUUAAUGCAUUGUGCUAUAGUCCAAGCAGGUACUGGCUUUGUGUUGCCACAGGACCAUCCAUCAAGAUUUGGAACUUGGAAGACAACAGCCAGGUGGAUGAGUUAUGUCCUGAGGUGUUGACACCAAAUGCCAAAACUGAACUUCCACAGUGCAUAUCACUGGCUUGGUCAGCUGAUGGCCAAACACUGUUUGCUGGAUAUACUGACAACCUCAUCAGAGUUUGGCAGGUCUCAGUGGGCAUCACCCAUUGAACAGAACUGCUCAAAAAAAGAAACUGCCUUCAUCUGGCGUCAGAAUUGCUCUUUAUCCUAACCGGGCUGGACCACCACUGAUAAUAUAGCUAGCGAAAGGCUGCCUAUCUUUUCAACAGGUCACCUUCUCAUGAAAAGCUUUUACCUUUCCUCUGACAACUCUCUCCUUUAUGCUCUAGCUCACAAGUAGCUUGCAGCACUACCAAAGGUAGGAUGUGCACACAGGCAAUAUCCUUACAAUAUGUAGCUCCAAAGAGUAUAAUUAUUGUUGGGAGUAGAGAGUUUGCUUAAUACGUCAUAAAUUACAGCAGUAUGUUGAGCACUCUGGACUGGAGGUGUGUUCACGAUGGAGAAUGAGAAUGCUUUAAAAUCAAAAUUCCUCACUUCGUUUAUUUACUGUUCUGUUCUAUAAAUACAUGAUGAUAUCGGCAAGCAAACACUAACUAGAUACUGAGCAGACAACGCAGUUCUGGUGAACGUAUACAGGGUGUUUCACAUAACUUAAAAUGGAUUAAAAGGAUUAAAAAAAAAAGGUACUACUGAAUGAAACCAAUGACAUAUGGUUUGCUGCCAUCUGGCCUCAUUAGGGUAUUUUUUAUAUUGUGCUUAGUUAGGAUCAAUUACGCAAAAAAUUUUUAUAUUCACUUUAAUGGCUAAGUGCAUUUUGUUACAUUGUAGAUGGCAUUCCAAGACAACCAAUUCGAUUUUUUAUGGCAGCGUACGUGCUGUAUGGUGAUUUUUUCCAGCGUUUAAAGAAAGUCUGCUAAAUAUGAAAUAAAACCAUGUGGCUGCGCUGAAACCCUCCCAUAUCAUAUCGUGGUUUUUGGAUGUUAAACCCCAACAAAUAGUAUAUUAGUGUUUGUUCUGUUCUCCAGUCACUUGUGCUGCAUCAGUUUCAAACAAGCUUGCCAAAGGUUAUAGCAACUUUUGCAUCACCUUCGCUGUCUGGUGUGAUUUUGGCAGCAAAAGUUGCUUUGUGCGAGCACGGCCAGACUAUAUAUACAGCAGCUUACACGUUUUCCCUCUAAUCCGGCUGUGUUCUGCAUCUGCCCCAGCUGCAAACUGCACCUGCGCUCCACUGUUCGCGUGGGGCCCAUACGAACAUACGGCACUGCACGCGUGCACAGAAAACGCCACCAGUGCCAUCAGCCGAAGAUGCCAAUAGUGUACAGCGUACUUUACCACACUAGAGAACUCUGCAGCAUGAAAAUAAAAUAAAUGGGCGGUGAUUGCUUUCAUCUAAUCCACUUUUACUGGCUUAACCUAUCAAUGUAAUGAAAGCAACAUACCUGAAAGUGAAUGACCCUCAGCAUCUGUUAUUUAACAUGCAGUGGCUGUGUUUCCUUCCUUGUAAAGGAACUUUGCAAGUGCACUGUACUCUAAAACUAGUCUGAAGCUUUUGUAAAAUGAGUUGGUUGCUCAAGUUAUUAUAAUGUGUGGUUUUGUUUUGAAAUAUUGCUGCCGUUUUGGUUUUGAACAGAAAAAUAAAGUGUUACUGUUUAGAACACUG